Toxorhynchites rutilus septentrionalis is the source of this 1682-nucleotide messenger RNA. It is a transcript of the gene Pdk, whose product is annotated as pyruvate dehydrogenase (acetyl-transferring) kinase, mitochondrial. The transcript is spliced from 8 exons. Bases 320 to 1561 code for a protein of 413 amino acids. Lineage: Eukaryota; Metazoa; Arthropoda; Insecta; Diptera; Culicidae. Gene Ontology annotation, molecular function: pyruvate dehydrogenase (acetyl-transferring) kinase activity. Gene Ontology annotation, cellular component: mitochondrion. The record is from RefSeq and is a predicted model, not a curated record. Gene Ontology annotation, biological process: regulation of glucose metabolic process; protein phosphorylation.
AAGAGAGAAAUAAUCUUUAUUGUAUUGAAACCAUUGAAACCGAUGGAGCAUAUCGCACAGUCUCAGUAUUAUAUGUUUUUGAAAUGUCAUUGAGAUCCCAAAGAGCUAUGGCAAAAGGAUUUAUUUCAUUGUAAAUUUUUAGAGGCGGCAAAUUUGUUACCGCAUUUGGUUAAACUUAUUUUAAAUAUAGGGAAACUAAUUGUCAUUUGCAUUUAUUUUGUAAGAUAUAAUUUGGGUUCGCAGUGCUCUUAUUUAAUGUGCAGAGUUCUUGAAAAGUGUUAGAAUCUAGCAGAUAAGAUAAAUACUAUUAAGUAACAAAAUGCGUCUGUUUCCCAUACGAUUGUCCAGCGUCAACAAGAUGCUGGACUUUUAUUCCCAGUUUAACCCAUCGCCCUUGAGUAUCAAACAAUUCAUUGAUUUUGGUCUCAAUGCCUGCCCUACCAAGUCCUAUAUAUUUUUACGUAAAGAGUUGCCAGUACGAUUGGCCAAUAUUAUGAAAGAAAUCACAUUGCUUCCAGAAAGUUUAUUACGGAUGCCUUCGGUGGGUUUGGUCAGCGCUUGGUACGUGAAGAGUUUCGAAGAAGUGCUUGAAUUUGAGAAAAUCGAACCAUCAAUUGACAAUUUAGAAAAAUUCUGCAAGUCUCUCAUCAAAAUACGUGAAAGGCAUUCGGAUGUAGUACAGACAAUGGCUCAGGGUAUACUGGAAUUGAAGGAAUCACGAAACGGUCACAUCGAACCAUCAACAGAACUCUCGAUGCAAUACUUUUUAGACCGGUUGUACAUGUCACGUAUCAGCAUUCGUAUGCUCAUCAAUCAACACACUAUAUUGUUUGGCGAAAUACCACAGUCUGGUAGACAUGUAGGAUGCAUAGAUCCUCUCUGCGAUCCGCACAUGGUUGUUCGUGAUGCAUAUGAAAACGCUCGAUUUAUGUGUGAUCAAUACUAUCUCGCUAGUCCUGAAUUAGAGGUUAUAGAGCAUAAUGAUCUAGAGAAAGACAAAUCAAUUAAAAUUGUGUAUGUACCGUCACAUCUUUAUCACAUGUUAUUCGAGCUGUUUAAAAACUCGAUGCGUGCAGUCAUGGAAUAUCACGGAGCUGAGAACGACAUCCCACCAAUCAAAGUUACUAUUGUCAAGGGCAAGGAGGAUAUUUGCGUGAAGAUGUCUGACCGUGGCGGAGGUAUUCCAAGGUCUCAGGUUGAUCAACUUUUCAAAUAUAUGUACAGUACAGCACCGCAACCUCCUAAAACCAAAUCAGACCUGCCUCUUGUUCCCCUAGCUGGUUAUGGAUAUGGCUUGCCAAUUUCGAGACUUUAUGCCCGAUAUUUUCAUGGUGAUCUGGUUCUAUUCUCUUGUGAAGGUUACGGGUCGGAUGCUGUAAUAUAUUUAAAGGCUCUGUCUGACGAGGCAAACGAACUAUUGCCAAUAUUCAACAAAACAAGUUCUCGUUUCUAUAAAGCAACGGUUCCAACUGGAGAUUGGUCAAAUCAGAACUCAGACAUGAAUUCGAAACAAAUCAAUGCACAAACACGUCGUAAUACGACAAUUUCGGAAGUUUUAUAAAUUCAGCUAUGGAAUAAAAUCUAACAUUGGAAACAUCUCCCAUCCGUAAUCAUUAUAUCAGAGGAGAAUAGAGAUACGAUAUAUAUUAUAAGUGAUUAAUAAAUAGACCAUUACGUGUAAA